This is a messenger RNA of Mizuhopecten yessoensis (Yesso scallop), 5089 nucleotides long. Its product is annotated as rho GTPase-activating protein syd-1-like. Gene Ontology annotation, biological process: signal transduction. The record is from RefSeq and is a predicted model, not a curated record. NCBI's taxonomy places the organism in Eukaryota, Metazoa, Mollusca, Bivalvia, Pectinida, Pectinidae. The transcript is spliced from 6 exons. The coding region runs from base 350 to 3595 and encodes 1081 amino acids. Gene Ontology annotation, molecular function: protein binding.
GUCAACAUUGUUGUGUACACACGUUUACCUUACACUGUACUGGGUGCCAAUGCACAGCUGUGACACAUGGUGAUAAAUGUCUGGUACGUCUCUGCCAUAUAUUACAGAGGCUGAACUGUCACUGGUGACACUCUAACAGACACCUCCACCUGCAAGACACGGACGCCAAAACCAUGACGAGAAAUACCAGGUACUCGACCUUCCAUCCCCAUCAUGGUAUAAUCUGUAUUCCUCAUCUGUGCCACCUCUUAUAACAAUGUAUGAGUUCGUUAUCAGAGCUGAUAUUAACCGAUCACAUCGACGGAAGAUAUGAAAAGCUUGCAGGACCAAAUGCUUGGAACAUUUAUCCAUGAUUUUGCCGUGGUUGACCAGCUUGGUUUUGGAUUUGAGGAACGCUGUGAUGUUUUGUUGUGGGCGAGAGGAGGAAGACGAGGAUCCAAUGGCACAAGGGACUGGCAGACUCAAACAGACGAAACGCUCCACAGAAGAGAAAUUAUAUCAAACGAAAGCGCGAGCUGUCAGCCUAACAGGUGGCGCUGUAAGCAGGGGCAGCAGACGACACCGACAGCGGCCUCAGAGUCCACAGACUGCCGGCGCGUACGGAUGUGAUGGUGGAGGGAGCAUAGACAGGGACUCACCAAGUAAUGGGUCGAGAUCUCGUAACUCUACCUCCAAUGGAUGUGUUCCCGAUAUGGGAAUAAAAAGCAUAGCUAUGGAUAACUCGUACCUUGUCCAAACCGUGGAGAUAAAGAAACGGCCAGGCCAGACCUUGGGAUUUUAUAUUCGUGAGGGGGACGGUAUUGAUAGGCAAGAUGGUGUGUUUAUAUCAAGGAUACAGAUGGGUACUGUUGCCGAAAGCAACGGUCUGCUUCAUAUAGGAGACGAAAUUCUUACCGUGAACAAAGUGGAGGUAGGUCAUAUGUCCCUUGAUGAUGUAGUCAUACUUAUGUCCAUACCAAAGAAAUUAAUACUCAAAAUACGAACCAAGAAAAGUUGCAAUAAGAAAAAUGCAUCAUGUCCAUCGUUAGCUAUCACUGAACAGGAGGAACAACCACCUGUGGUAGUUCUUAAAAAAGGCCGGUCAUCUUCCGCUACUGCUCUGGAAGAGACUGAGAAAUGUCCGGAUAUAUUUGAGCCAUUUUCUUCAGGUGCUUACACUACCGAUUACUUAGGACAGAAGCGUACAUCAAGAUUCGAUAGGUCAACUUCACAAUAUGCAAGUAUAUUUAUCAGUCCACAUAGGGCAGAGGCCAAACUUCUAAACGAGGAUGGAGACAGUGAACAUUCGAGUGAGGGGUCAUUACCAAGGAGUGUCGACUCUGGUGGUAAGAGUCACUACGUUGGGCACAGAGGGUACAUGUCCGAUGGGGCAUACGAAGCCGCUGGGAGUUAUUUCAGCCCUGCUUUGUCCCCUAGUCAAUACGGGAGUGCCACUGACAGGGAUUACUUAAAGUACAUGUAUUCUGAUGGUGGAGGAAUGCCAAGAAAAUUAAACCCCAAAUCACCCUCAAAAGCAAUUCCCAUUGGUGCACAACAGCCAAAUCUAACAGUGAGAAGUAACAUGACGUUCGAGGCGGUAGAGAGGGUGGCCCAGUCGGAGAGCUACUCUGGGGGUCAGCCUCUUCAGGAUUACAUAUCACACCGAGGUUAUGACCAGGCGAAGAAAUUCCAAGGAGGAUUCAGGGAAAUGUUACACUCAAAAGCCAAAUAUGGCCGCUUGCCCCGGAGUCGUUCUCCGGAGUGUUACAAUUCCGAUUCGGAAGUUAUUUAUGCACCUCCGUCUACUCGAAGUCAGGUAGAUUCUCGUGGGUUUUCCUCCGAUUACGAGACAUACGCGGGUGGUAUGAGUGAUGACGACCCUAUCUAUUCUAUACCUCAACUGCCGUCUAGUAGUAGUACGGAGUUAGAGGAACUCUUACGGAAGUUUAACACGCUGUCACACGAGUUACAGCAGGAACAGUGUAAACUCCAGCGCCAGCUCUCUACACGGGAACGAACAGGUGUACAAACGCCGAAGAUAGCAGUCCCAAAAGUACCAACGAGUGAUUCUGAUGACUAUAGUUAUGUAUGUACUCCUCGUCAACCGCCAGUACCCCAGGGACCAAAAACAAUAUCUCCUACUCUCGCUCGUAAGGCAGCAUCUACGCAGACUCCUGCUCAUACAAAACUUGUGCGCAAACAUAGCGCAGACGCACUCCAUCAGUAUAGGACAUAUCAAAGCGAGGCUGAGACAACAGAGACCUCCCAUGCGCAUGACCAAAGACUAAUGCCCGGUUACCAUCCGGUAUCUCGGGGUGGAAUACCUGCUUCUUUAUCUACCUCAAGCGCGGUUGAAAGUAGAGCCAAAACGAUAGACAGAGAUGGCAAGACUAUAUCUCGGCCCUCCUCUAGGUUUAAAGAUUUACAAUUGGUAAAAAAACCUCUACAAAUAGCAUAUAGUGAAUUCGAAUUCUACAGGGCAGAUAUGCGAAGACGGAUAGAGUUAUCUCGAACUUCCGGUCUAAAUGGGAUUCUUGGAAUUCACGUUUUAUCGGGACAAGGUCUAAAAUCUUCUAAGAUGUCCCUUAGAGAUCUCUACUGUGUUGUCUCCGUGGACUCCAUGAACAAGGCCAGAACCAUGAUAAGAACAGGUGCUGUAAAUUUUGAUUGGGACGAAGCAUUUGAUAUUGAACUCGAGGACGCUAAAGAUGUGUCAUUUCUUAUAUACAAUUGGGAUCCAAAUUAUAAACAUCGGCUCUGUUUCCAUGGUACCGUGAUGCUCCCUAGUUACAUUACCGGAAGUGGGAAAAAAAGCGUCGCGUUGAAAAUGGAACCCAAAGGUCUUUUAUAUGUCACUUUUCUAUACCGUGAUCCAGCUGUGUGCUUUCAAAGACUUACUUCUCCCCGGAAAAAUGGUGUGUUCGGUAUUGACCUGGAAACAGUAAUUAAACGGGAAAUCGCGUUGAGGAAUGUUCCGAUUCUGAUACAGAAAUGUGUGGACGAGAUCGAACGGCGUGGCCUGGAAGUGGUAGGCAUACACCGACUGUGCGGAUCAGCCCGGCGCAAGGCUCAGCUUAGGGAAGCCUUCGAAAUGAACGUCAUGGCGGUCAGUCUAUCCCCAGAAAACGUGUCAGAUGUCCACGUCAUUACAGGUGUGAUGAAGGACUACCUGCGAGAACUUCCGGAACCUCUCUUCACCAAUGCGCUGUACCAAAUGUUGCUCGACGCCCUGAGUGUACGGUUGCCUAGCGACCCGGAUGGAAGCGCCAAACUCAUGCUUAGUAUACUGGAGUGCCUUCCAAAAGCCAAUCAGGAAACCAUGGCUGCUGUGCUAAACCAUCUGAAAAAGGUUGCAUCAAAGUCGGAAAAGAACAAGAUGGCGUUAGAGAGCUUGGCGAAUUGUUUUGGCCCAGUCCUUCUCUGCCCAUCCCCAGCGUCCUCCGCGGAAACUCUGGACUUCAAAAAACACAUAGAGGUUCUGAGGUACCUCCUCGAUAUAUGGCCCGAGAAUUACGAGAUGGUCAAGCUGGAAAACGGUGCUGACAACCAAACACCCACACCGGAAGAACCGAAAGCAGAAUCAAAACCUCAGUCAGAAAAAUCCGGUCCGGCCUAAGAAAGGUCAUAGGUGAAGCAAUCACCAACUAAUGAACGCAAGAUUAGCAUAGGUCAAAGGUCAAUAGUUCAAGGACAACGCAACAAUCCGGUAUUGCAUUGAUCAGUCCAAACUUAAUCAGCAAUCUAGGGAAGGUCCAAUAUACGACAACUUUCAUAAUUGGACCGAAAUUUUAAUUAUACGAUUACACACAAAGUUGAGCAAUAGCUGGAUUGGUCAAUAUCAUCGGUUUUUGAAAAGUCAGCAAUCAUUUAAGCAAUCGUUCAAUAGAGGUAAAAAAGGGUAAAUCAAUCUUGUCUGUCUGAAAUCUGAUGUGAUAUGGUUACUUCUCACAACAGUCAACUCUACAAGCCACGUGUAACUAAAAGGUUAAAGUUUACAGAUACAGACAAUACCCGUCAAACACUAAUUUGGAGUAGAGUGAGAUGAAUGUCCCAGAAGUAUUUCCGAGAGUCGAAAGCGUGUGACUUCAAUGUCCAGAUUUUUCCAAUCAACGUCCAGACAACCAGAUGUCUACGUCGAUGACCAACCAAUUUCCCUUGUGUGUUCCUGUGUCCAAAGGACGUUUUAACUAGCUACGUAUACAUGUACCUUACUAGUGCAGAGAUGUCAUCAAAUCAUAAUAUUGUAUAGCUAGCCAUAAAGAUGGACGCUUCUUGUGUCUUCAGAGACGAUCUCGUCUUUAAACAGCGCACGCGCAUCAGAACGUCAAAUCCGGUUUCCAAAAUCUCGCGGGUAGCGAGACUUUAAAGUAUUUACUGGCCAUCUUGCCAACCCAAUCACUAAAGAGAUUGAGAUUUAUGUGAAAGAGGAUUUUGGGAUGAGGGAGAGUUGAAUGCGUGUUGUUUAACUGUUCGUGUAAACAAAAAUAUUAAAUCCGUUUUAUGUCUUUUUAAAACAAAUCACACCUGUACAUAAAUUAGCAAUAUUUUUACCAAAGAGAUCCAUUGUACAAUAUAUUACAGACUCCCUGCUAUAUAUACAGUACAUGGUUGAGAGCGGUUACGUUUUUAUAUCUAAGGACCUACUAUUUACUGUACAUUACUUGGUUUUUGCGGGGUAUUCAUUUCCACGAAUUUUAACCCACAUUAUUUAUCGUGUGAAUGUGAUUCACUUAUGAUUGACGAGAGGCUCAUUAAGCAUUCCGAAUUAAAACCCUCCCCAGUAAUAUUUACUGAAUAGUACGGCGAAUAUAAGAAUUCGCGAGAUUUAAUUGAUUUUCGGUAUCGAUUAGUUGAUUUUAUAAUUCCCUGUUAGUGACGCUCUCUGGAGUGUGUGAUAUAUCGGUCUCUGAUGAAUACUAAGAACAUGGUUGUGUCUGCUUCGGAAAUCAAUUUCAUCCUAUUUAUAUACAUUUAAAAUCGUGUCUAUAGAUUUGCGUUGCUAUAUAUAGCCUGUUGUCUAUUCCCACUCUUGUUUUUGGCGGGAAAUGUUGGCGUGGCUUUUCCGUCCUCAAUCAAAUAUUACCAAUGCAAAUCUUGGUUUAGUUCUGAA